AUGGCGGCAUUGUAUGUUCAGUCGAGACCUCGCCAAAAGAACAGAUCACCAUUCUUUUUUUCAUGGACUUUAUCAUCUGGAGUUUGGAUGUUUCUUGUGUUUGAAAUUGCAGUUCUGAGAUUGCUUGAAAUAACUCAAUUGGAACACUUCAUAUUUUUAAUACUGUUGACUUUCACAUGUUAUUUCUUUUACAAAAUGAAAGCAAUUGCUGAUUUUGAUACAAAAGGAAAAGAAUACAGCCCAGUACUGACAUCUGACUCACAUUACUGUCAAAUCUGUCAAAUUGAAGUAAAUGAUAGAUUCUUCCACUCCAUUUGGUGGAACUGUUGUGUUCUUAGGCAGAAUUAUAUAUAUUUCCUGGUUGGGCAAUUUUUUGCAUUUGCAACAAUACUUUAUGGAACCAAUUUGGGUCUAACAACAGUUUGCCAACCAUUUUUACUUUAUGGUACAAUCCUUUUACCUGAAGACUGUGAAGAUGUCUAUUUUGAAUUUCAGUUGGCUAUAUCUUUUGUGGCUUGUGUAUAUGGUUUGGGAUACUUGGGCAUUAUUGGCUUUCUAUUGAUUCGUCACAUAUUUGUAUUUGUGCCUAAAUAUUUCGCACCACAAUGGAAAAAAAUAAUAAAUGUCACCAUA
Messenger RNA from Iphiclides podalirius (scarce swallowtail), 633 nucleotides. The record is from the annotation of a GenBank genome assembly. NCBI's taxonomy places the organism in Eukaryota, Metazoa, Arthropoda, Insecta, Lepidoptera, Papilionidae.